This is a messenger RNA of Pezoporus occidentalis (night parrot), 2861 nucleotides long. It is a transcript of the gene UBE3D, whose product is annotated as ubiquitin protein ligase E3D. The record is from RefSeq and is a predicted model, not a curated record. Gene Ontology annotation, molecular function: ubiquitin conjugating enzyme binding; ubiquitin protein ligase activity; cyclin binding. Lineage: Eukaryota; Metazoa; Chordata; Aves; Psittaciformes; Psittacidae. Gene Ontology annotation, cellular component: cytosol; nucleus; ubiquitin ligase complex. The transcript is spliced from 10 exons. Gene Ontology annotation, biological process: protein autoubiquitination; proteasome-mediated ubiquitin-dependent protein catabolic process; protein monoubiquitination. The coding region runs from base 57 to 1220 and encodes 387 amino acids.
CCCCGCGUGCACAGGGCUGGAGCGUCGCUUCCUGGGCGAGCCGCUUCCGUGCCGGCAUGGCGGCGGGGCUGCUGCUGGAGAUCAGGCGCGGGACGCAGAGCGCGUUGCUGGUUAUCCGCGAGACGGAUCCCCCGAGCUCGCCGGUGGAUAUCUCGGUGGCCGCGGACCGUGUGGAAGUGAAGAGCGGCGGGAGCUGCGAGGCGGCGAUGUUGCCGCCAGAGGUCAGACUAGCCCCGUCCUCCUGCCGGGGCCUCCACCGCCUCCCAGGCGACGGCCUCCACCUGCGCAUGCGCCUGCGCUGCCCGCCUCCGGGCGCUGAUUUGGUUUCUACUUGGAGGGAAAGCCUUAAACCACAGAAGAAUUAUGUCUUUUACUGUCAGUCGUGUGGUGACAUCAUAGUAAAAGACCGGAAAUUCCUCAGAGUGCUUCCUCUACCAAGUGAAAACUGGAGUGCUUUAGUUGAAGAGUGGUGUUGUCACCCCAACCCCUUUGCCAGAAGCACUUUGCACCCUCAGCAUGGUGACUGUUUUCUUGGUGACACUUUUUUUCUGAUGCAUUCAGGGAGUGAAUCACAUGUGCCUGAAUCUCCCAUGUGCUGCUCAGAGACUGGACACCAUACUUCUCAGAGUUGCUCCAACUUGAAAUCAAAGGAAAAUACCAGAGUAGUUUGUAAGCGCUGCAAGACAAUGCUGGGAGAAACAGUAUCAUCAGAUACCAUUAAAUAUUAUGUCACUGAGGUGAUUAUUCAGCCAUCUGAUGGAAAUUUCAGCCCAAAACCCAGGUCUCAGUUCAUACAGGGUAUGGUUGCUCAGUGUCUUGUGGAAUUGUCCUCUGCAAAAAGCACAUUUAGAUUCACCUUGAAAGGGGAUAAUGGAAAAAUCUACAUUCUGAUAUGGCUUUUAAAUUCUGACACUUUGCUGGUGGAGUCUUCAGGAAGUUCCUCCUCCCAUGAUGUUUUUACACCUUUUGGAGAUAUUUUCAUGCCUAGCUCUGGACCAGCAGGAACCUGGAAUGCUGUCAAAGUCCUUUACCAGCCAUGCAUUAAAAGCAGGAAUAAGGAGCUUGCUGAUGCAUGGGAAAAUGAUAUUGGAGUUCAUCCUUUAAAGUUUCCAUCAGAAACAUGUUUGGACUUACUGCUGAUACUGGGUUUGAGUACCACCUCUCUGCCACCUUCACUUCGAUGCAUGAACUCUUUUCAGGUUGCCUUUUUGAAGAUGUGAAGAGCACAGAUACCUGUGUGGAAAACUAUUCUCAAAUUCAUUUUCAGCAGAUAACUUUGAAUGGCGUGACUUCUAGAAACAAAUCCACUGGUGAUAAAAAACAAAAUGGGGGUGUGGUAUAUUAUUCUUCAUAUCUGGAUGUGUUUCAAAACCAAAGACAGUCUUAACUUAUGCAGCCAGUGCAUUCUUAUAUGCCUUUCUAAGAGAGACUUACCUUUCAGUCCUGUCACAUCCAGACUGUGAUGGUUUCUUCAAUGCCAAAAAGGAAUUAUCUUAGUACUACCUUUGUCAGACAGUAUUUGAUGUGACCUAUAUGUCCUUAGGAAAAUUUACAGCUGGUAGCAAAGAGAGGUUUAACUAUAUUUAACGUCGUAGUUAAAUGACGUUAAAUAUAUUAACUAAUGUAAGUUUAUUACUUUCUUUGCUCUAGUGAAGUUAGAGGUUCAGUGUUAAAACAUGAAAUCUGUUUUUCGUCACACUUAUGUUUAUCAUAUAUAUUGUUUCCAAAUUAAGGUUUACCUUCCUACUUGAGUGUGAAUGAAGAGAGUUUCUGUAUUCCUACACGUCCUGCAAAAUUCUCUUAAAUCAGUCCUAUUUUGGAGAAUCAAAGUUUUAUGGUUACUUGGAAUAAUUUCUUCAACUUAAAAAAAAAGAAAAAAAGUGCAUAUGUAUAAAGGCUGGCCUUGCAGAAACUGCUGGAGGUGAAAACUACUUGUAGCAAGUCAAUACAGCUACUCGAAAUUGACGUUCUCUCUUGUGGAUGCUCAGUUGCCUUCCAUGGGAGCAGCAGUGCAUUUCUGUGUUACCAUUUUUGGUUUCGGAGUUGAUUGCUCACUUAGUUGGCAGCAAUUUUUGCCUCCUUUGUCCAGAGGAACAGGGUUGUGUAAGUGCAUAGUCUAAGGAGCAGAAAAGAUGCCUCCUGGCAUUUUUGUCUCAGUUCCUUCUUAUUGGGAUGAACUGCUCUGGAUCUACAAGGUGGUGAUCCUUUAAUAUCAACCAUCUCUAUUGGAGCCCUCAUCCCUCCAGGGUCUCAUUGCAUAUCUGCCUUGCUUAUCUGUAGUUUUCCUUAAACAACUGCUCUUGGCAAAUCAGUAAGAUACUGGAAUGGCUCAUCUGACCUAGUGUGACAAUUCUCAUGUUCUCAAAAUGAGUACAGAAAGGUAUCCAAGCAGAUUAAAGAAGAAAAAAAAAAAGAAGGAAAGAGCCUGUUUAUGUAGCUGACAUUUUCAAAGUCCAUUGUUAAACUCUUAAGAUAAAAAGAUGCUACCUUGUUGGAAAAGCAGCUGUAUUUUGGGAGAGCGGAUUCUGGACGGAAUAUUCAGGAAUCUUUGAAAAUUCCUGAAUUUCAAGGGAAGUUAACAUGCCGUUCACUCAUUAAAUGAUCACAGUGUAGGAAGUGACCCUGCAAAGUGCUGGAGACCUUCUUUGGGUUUUACACAUCUAAAGACAAGUAGCCGAGGCUUCCCAGCGUGCAGUGUGGGUAUCUUCUUACUUUCUGUUGUUAUUUUAGUUGUCAAUAUUGAAGGAAGAACAAAAAUAUUCUGAGUUUUCUAUUCAUGGACUAAAUUAUCUAGCCUCAAGAUGUUUUGUAUAGGCAUCAAUGUUUAGCCAUUUUAUGAAUAAAAUAUAUUUUCUAAACCA